Lindgomyces ingoldianus is the source of this 552-nucleotide messenger RNA. RefSeq lists its product as uncharacterized. The coding region runs from base 1 to 552 and encodes 183 amino acids. NCBI's taxonomy places the organism in Eukaryota, Fungi, Ascomycota, Dothideomycetes, Pleosporales, Lindgomycetaceae. The record is from RefSeq and is a predicted model, not a curated record. The transcript is spliced from 9 exons.
AUGAGGCACAAGGAGAAGCCUAAGAUCUGGAAAGCGCGAAGCGAUUGUACCAUAUUCAAAAGAACAAAUUUUACCUCAAGGGACGAAAUCACUCUUAAUCCGUCGCCUAAUACUCAAAAAUUGCUUGCUCAAUCAGUCCUUCCAGAACAUCGACAUUGCGUCUGCUAUGAUGUUGGGGUUUCACUUCCAGCAGUGAAAUGUGAUGUGAUACAAAAUCCCCUACAAGUACAUCCAAAGCUAAGAAUGGUGCCCAUUAUGCUCGGCAAAUCCCUCCUCUCCCUCGUCGCCCUCGUCACGCUCGGGGGUCCAUACAGAAUCUCUUCGAAAUCGCUUCCUAAUUCCUCCCACAUCAGCGAAACCCGCGUCCUAAACUCCCGCCUCGACAACGGACAAACCAUCUCCUCACACCCUUCUUCUUCAAACCCUCUAAACUCUCCCAAACCUCCACCUCCCAGAGCAAAAACUCCCUACAAAACCAAAAAUAGAAUGUCGAUCACGCGCUCCUAUGUUCACACAUAUACUCUACCUACCCGGAUUUUGGGCAAAGGGUGA